AUGACCUCUUUAAACGACCAUUCGCAAUACCAUGCUGGGCUGACGCAACCAUUCUAUCCAAACCAUAUUAACGGGCUGGCGGAUGCCCUUUUUAACGUACCAUUCGGAAAUCCAUACCAGGCUGACGAGACCUCUUUAAACGACCAUUCGCAGUACCAUGCCGGGCUGACGCAACCCUUCUAUCCAAACCAUAUUAACGGGCUGGCGGAUGCCCUUUUUAACGUACCAUUCGGAAAUCCAUACCAGGCUGACGAGACCUCUUUAAACGACCAUUCGCAGUACCAUGCCGGGCUGACGCAACCCUUCUAUCCAAACCAUAUUAACGGGCUGGCGGAUGCCCUUUUUAACGUACCAUUCGGAAAUCCAUACCAGGCUGACGAGACCUCUUUAAACGACCAUUCGCAGUACCAUGCCGGGCUGACGCAACCCUUCUAUCCAAACCAUAUUAACGGGCUGGCGGAUGCCCUUUUUAACGUACCAUUCGGAAAUCCAUACCAGGCUGACGAGACCUCUUUAAACGACCAUUCGCAGUACCAUGCCGGGCUGACGCAACCCUUCUAUCCAAACCAUAUUAACGGGCUGGCGGAUGCCCUUUUUAACGUACCAUUCGGAAAUCCAUACCAGGCUGACGAGACCUCUUUAAACGACCAUUCGCAGUACCAUGCCGGGAUGACGCAACCCUUCUAUCCAAACCAUAUUAUCGGGCUGGUGGACGCCCCUAUCCGUACCAUUUCUUUCUUGGGUUGGCAGAUACCCCCACCAUUUAUAGGGCUGAUGGACACCCAACACCAUUUAUAG
Molecule: messenger RNA, 798 nt
Organism: Saccharomycopsis crataegensis
Lineage: Eukaryota; Fungi; Ascomycota; Saccharomycetes; Ascoideales; Saccharomycopsidaceae
Exons: 2
Coding region: 1-798 (265 amino acids)
Source: RefSeq, a predicted model, not a curated record